Molecule: messenger RNA, 2219 nt
Organism: Juglans regia (Persian walnut)
Lineage: Eukaryota; Viridiplantae; Streptophyta; Magnoliopsida; Fagales; Juglandaceae
Product: F-box/LRR-repeat MAX2 homolog A-like
Exons: 1
Coding region: 1-2106 (701 amino acids)
Biological process (GO): SCF-dependent proteasomal ubiquitin-dependent protein catabolic process
Cellular component (GO): SCF ubiquitin ligase complex
Source: RefSeq, a predicted model, not a curated record
AUGGCCGCUCUAAAACAUUGUCAUUUGUAUGACUUGCCAGAUGUAAUUCUCUCCAUCAUAUUCUCCCUAGUUAUCGACACUCGUACACGUAAUGCCAUGUCCCUUGUGUCCCUCAAAUGGUACCUGCUAGAGCGCUCCACCCGCACUUCCCUCACUCUCCGCGGGAACAUCCGCGACCUAAUCUUCCUCCCCACUUGUUUUCAAGCUGUCACCAAUCUUGACCUCUCUUUCCUCUCCCCUUGGGGCCAUCCUCUCUUAGACGAGUCCUUCCCGAAUCCAACACUUCUUGCUCAGCUUUUUGGCCAGGCCUUCCCUUCCCUGGUUUCUUUUACUGCAUACGCACGAUACCCUAUAACUCUCAAUCAUCUUGCUCCUCAAUGGCCUAAUCUACGCCAUGUUAAGCUCAUCCGCUGGCAUCAGCGUUUGCCUACUGCUCCUCUUGGCUCCGAUUUCCUCCCACUGCUUGAGCAUUGUCGUUCACUUUCUUCCCUUGAUCUCUCCCAUUUCUAUUGCUGGACAGAAGAUCUCCCUCCAGCACUUAAAGCCUACCCUAAUACUGCAGCUUCCCUCUCCUAUCUCAGUAUUCUUACCCAUUCUUCUACCGAGGGCUACAAAGCUCAUGAACUUCUUGCCAUUACAGCUGCCUGCCCAAAUCUCCGCCAGUUUCUGGCAACAUGUAUAUUUGACCACAGAUUCAUUGGUUCUACUCGGGAUGAAACUUUGCUAUCUCUUGCUUCAAAUUGUCCUCGCCUCUCUCUUCUUCACCUUGUAGAUAUUACUUCCUUUUCAAAUGCCUGGGCGGUCAACCCUGAUGAUGAGGGUUACACCUAUCACGAUGAUAUAGUCAGCCAUGCGACGCUUGUGGACCUUUGUGCUGGAUUGCCAUUGCUUGAAGACUUGGUUCUUGAUGUUUGUCACAAUGUUAAAGAUACCAGGCCAGCAUUGAAGUUGCUUAAUUCCAAGUGCCCGCGGCUUAAGUCUUUGACUCUGGGACAGUUCCAUGGGGUUUGCAGGGGAAUGUUUUCACGGCCAGAUGUGAUUCCACUAUGCUCGGGGUUGGAGUCCCUUUCAAUCAAGAACGUCGCGGAUUUAACUGAUCCUUGCUUGAUAGCUAUCUCACAUGGCUGCCCGAGACUCGCGCAGUUCGAGGUUACGGGUUGCAAAAUGAUCACAGAAACGGGGAUCAGAAAUUUGGCUUCUAACCUUCGGAGAACUUUAAUUGAUGUGAAGAUCUCUUGCUGUAAGCAUCUCGAUGCUGUGUGCACAUUACGUGCACUAGAUCCAAUUCGAGGCCUUAUACAGCGAUUGCACAUAGACUGUGUUUGGGAAAGCGUUCAGCGAUUAGAACAGGAGCAGCCUAGCGCUCUAGAGCGAGUAGCCAUGUGGAAAGAUACAAGCAGCUUCGAUAAGGAAUGCAAGAACCACUCAAGUUUGAACUUAUAUCACAUUCUUAGCCACGGAAGUGGCAGUGGUAAUAGUAUUGGUGAUAUAUUCCCUGCCAGGACUUGGGCAAAGUUGCAAUCUCUUUCCCUUUGGAUUUCUGUUGGGGAGAUGCUGACUCCAUUGACUUUGGUGGGGUUGGAGGAUUGCCCGAUGCUCGAAGAAAUACAAAUUCGAAUUGAAGGUGACUGCAGGCAGCAGAUAAGGCCUUCCAUGCACGCCUUUGGACUGAGCUCCCUUGAGUGUUAUCCUCGGCUUUCAAAGAUGAAUCUGGAUUGUGGAGGCGCUGUUGGGUAUGCUCUUACUGCCCCUGCUGGGUAUCCAGAUUUGAAUAUGUGGGAGCGCUUUUAUCUUAGUGGGAUUGGGAGCUUGAAGCUCACUGAGCUUAAUUAUUGGCCCCUACAGGACACAGAGUUAAAUAAGAGAACCCUCUCUCUUCCAGGAGCGGGAUUGCUUGCACAAUGUCCGACACUGAGAAAGCUUUUUAUCCAUGGGACAGCCGCUGAACACUUGAUGAUGUUCCUUCUAAAAGUACCAACUCUCAGGGAUGUACAGCUGAGAGAAGAUUACUAUCCUGCUCCAGAAAACUAUACAAGCACGGAGAUGCGAGUGCGCUGGUGCUGUCGAUUUGAGGAUGCCCUCAACAGGCGUCAGAUCCCUGACUGAAUAUUGGGAUUCUAUGCUUCCCGAAAACAACACAUGGAACCUGCAACUAUGGCUUGCUCCCCUUGCAUAUAUGGUGAAGCGUAUGGGCUGCAACCUGGAAGCUGACUUAAAAC